Messenger RNA from Papaver somniferum (opium poppy), 1089 nucleotides. Its product is annotated as F-box/kelch-repeat protein At3g06240-like. The record is from RefSeq and is a predicted model, not a curated record. Bases 1 to 1089 code for a protein of 362 amino acids. NCBI's taxonomy places the organism in Eukaryota, Viridiplantae, Streptophyta, Magnoliopsida, Ranunculales, Papaveraceae. The transcript has a single exon.
AUGCAUCUAAACCAUGCUAUUGCAACUAACAAAUUUAAUGUCCUGUUGUAUCCAAUUUUACGUCGCAAUGGAGAAUCAUCAUAUUAUCGUAUGGAUUUUGAUGCAAGCUCUUCAUCAUCCUUGACCUACAAGGCCAUAGAAUUUGAUUUUCCAUGUCGUAGUGAUAAAAGAAUAAGUCAUGCGUUUAUUGGUUCCUGUAACGGUAUAGUAUGCAUUGAGUUAUAUCGAUCCAUACGUGAGGAUACGAUUUGCAUGUGGAACCCAUGUACGCAGGAAUACAAGAAAGUACCUAAACCCCCGAUUCAUGAUGAAAAUCCCAUAUAUUUUUCUUAUGGGUUUGGUUAUGAUCAGAAGAUUGAUGAUUACAAGUUACUACUGCUCCUGUCUUAUACAGAAUAUGGUCUUGAUUCCGAAGUUUGGGUUUAUACAUUAGGUUCAAAUUCAUGGAAACAAAAGGCAAGCGUUCCAUAUAAUCUAUAUGGUCUUAGUGUUUCUAAGAAACUUUUGAAUGGAGCUAUUCAUUGCGUAGUAAUCAACAAUGUUGCUGUUACCGAUAUAAAAAGAAAAAGACAAGAUGCAGAUGUUAUCAUUUCUUUCGAUGUAGCUGAAGAGCAAUUAACAAGAGAGAUUCAAAUCCCUAGUAGCAUUGUGGGUAAGGUCAUCAGAGAUGUGGGUGUGUUGGGAGAGGACCUUUACCUGUCAGUAUGUGAUGAUCUCAUGGGAAAAUUAGAGCUAUGGGUGAUGAGGGAGUACGGGGUUGUAGAUUCUUGGACUAAACUUUUGAGCAAUUCAGAAAAGCAGACAAAUUGGCUUAGCAGCACGAAUCGUCUACCGACUUUUUUUGAGACAAAAUGGCUUAGGGUAAGUCCUCUGCAUACUUCAUGUAAGAACAGUGAGAUCUUAUUACAGGUUAUGAUUUCCACGGAUGUCGCUCAAGAGAGCACUAUAGUCUCAUAUGACCCGUUAAGUGGAGGAUUUCAUAAGAACUUGAAUAUCCAAGAUAUUCCAAGUGUGUUUAUUGCGGAAACGUAUGUUGGAAGCCUAAUUUCGCUGAAGUCAGAUAAGGAUAUGCAAAUGCUAAACAAUUGA